CGUGAUCGGUAUAAAAGCGGCCGACAUUAUGUACGACGGCCCGGUACGACCUUCCCGAGGGUACAGAGGUGAGACAGGGGCGCCGAUGGCACCACGGAGAACCGGCGCUCGACAGCGAACCGUACCGACCGGUGGAUUAUUGCUGUGGCUGGGAUUGCUGACGAUGUUUGUCAAGGGAAAUCCCGAAACUCGUAGUAACGAGCAGGAACUGAAGCCGAGCUUCGCUGGCCCGAUCGAGAACGUGACAGUUCCUAUAGGUAGAGAGGCGACGCUCAGUUGCAUUGUACAAAAUUUAGGUGCCUACAAGGUCGGCUGGAUGCGAGCCUCCGAUCAAACAGUCCUGGCGCUCCAGGGACGGGUUGUGACGCACAAUUCACGCUACAGCGUAACGCAGGAAGAGCGUGACGUCUGGCGGCUGAAGAUACGCAACGUGCGCGAAUCGGACCGUGGUUGCUACAUGUGUCAAAUAAACGUCACACCACUGCAGAAGCAAGUAGGCUGUGUUGAUGUGCAGCUGCCACCGGAUAUAUCGGACGAGCAAUCUUCCUCGGAUCUGACAGUUCGCGAGGGUGGUAAUGCAACGUUCUACUGUCGCGCUACCGGACAUCCGGCUCCGAAAGUCACCUGGCGACGAGACGAUGGAAAUCCGCUUUAUCUGUUUCGCAACGGAACCGACCAACGAAAGGUCGAUCAACAUGUUGGCAUCUUCCUGAACCUGACCCACGUCAGUCGGAAGCAGAUGGGUGCAUAUUUGUGUAUCGCCUCAAACGAGGUCCCGCCCGCUGUUAGCAAGCGUGUCUAUCUCAACGUUCACUUUCCACCGAACGUGACGACGGCCAAGACGCUUCUCGGGGUGUACGAAGAAUCGGACGUGGAGUUAGAAUGUGAGGUGGAGUCGUUUCCACGUUCCGUCAACUACUGGACGAAGGUGGCAAAGGCUGGACGUAACCCGACCGGUGGCUUCAGCUCGUCCAGGGCGGAAAACUUUAACCAUCACCAUCAGGAGGUGAUGCUGAACGGGGAUCGGUACGAAAUUCGGGAGCAACAUUUUGGCAGCCUGUACGCGGCGAAGAUGACGCUCCGGAUCCGCAGCUUCUCCACAGCCGACGCUGGCAGCUACAUGUGCAUAUCAUCGAACGCUUUCGGCAAGGCCAACCGAACGAUUCGGCUGUACGAGAUUAAAAGACCCACGACCACGACCACCACAACGACCACUACGACUACGACGACGACUACGACGACGACCACCACGACUACACCGGCACCACCACCACCACCACCAGCUCCGACACCACCGCGCCGAAGAACUACACUAAUGGGGCCAAGGCCACCGUACGACACAACGCCCUAUCCGCCGACCGGGUUCAUCAUCGAGUACAUCACCUACUCGCCGGCCUUUGUCGAGUACGGGGCGAACGGUGAGACCUACAUCAACUAUCCGCAGCUGACGGCCUACUCGAAAUCGUCCUCCUCCUCGUCCUCUUCCUCCGCCUCGGCCAACCCGCACGGUUCAUCGGCAGCUUCGUCGGCUGCUUCAUCUCCACCCUCCACGGUCACGCUGCUCGGUGGCCGAUGGACGGCCGGGACGCUAGGCGGCACGUUCCGUCCGCUGUCCGGGCUGGAGGAUAGAUUUAUGAGCAUUUUGAUCGUGACAGCCCUGUCCUGUGUGUCCUUUUUUCGCUACUUUCAAAUCUAUCUUCCCUGGAUUACACUUUUUCUGCUGCUGCUGUUGAUCGGUCGCAAACCGAAGGAGAAAAUCUCGUCCGAUCUCGUCUUCCACCAUGCGCCCACCUGCGCCCUGUGAGGACACGGUUACGGGUGCCAUCUGUCACCGGAACCGUCUACCACGGCGACCCAACAAGACAACAACCUGACGACACUGACACUGCUGACACGACGGGGCGCUCGUUGCGAAAGAGGUAACGAAGGUAAUGUUGUUUUCUAAUUUGCUAGGAUUAAUCAGGAAACAACG
Anopheles maculipalpis is the source of this 1972-nucleotide messenger RNA. RefSeq names its product hemicentin-1-like. Bases 29 to 1804 code for a protein of 591 amino acids. The record is from RefSeq and is a predicted model, not a curated record. The transcript is spliced from 8 exons. Gene Ontology annotation, cellular component: neuron projection. Lineage: Eukaryota; Metazoa; Arthropoda; Insecta; Diptera; Culicidae.